This is a messenger RNA of Oncorhynchus kisutch (coho salmon), 4733 nucleotides long. Its product is annotated as mitochondria-eating protein. NCBI's taxonomy places the organism in Eukaryota, Metazoa, Chordata, Actinopteri, Salmoniformes, Salmonidae. The transcript is spliced from 12 exons. The coding region runs from base 1751 to 3217 and encodes 488 amino acids. Gene Ontology annotation, biological process: mitochondrial protein catabolic process; mitophagy by internal vacuole formation. The record is from RefSeq and is a predicted model, not a curated record. Gene Ontology annotation, cellular component: mitochondrial outer membrane.
AUAGCUGGAUCACUGUAGGCUACAGUCCAUGUUUAUCACAGAUGGUUCCUUCCUGGCUAAACCAGCCAAUGGGAAAGGCCCGCAACAGGAUCCCAAAAUAAGAAAGUCCAUAUAAAGCCUGUCCAUUCAUAUUUUCUUCCAGGCAGGGCUUCCGAAUAGACUAGUCCACAGACAAUUAACAUCACUUUAUCCCUACUUAAGUGUUGUUUAUUUCAAGUAAUAAAGGUUUUUAUCAGAGAUGAUGACACAACUUGAUAAUGUAUGGAUGCCACAGCCCCUAAAACACUACCAGACCAACACUUUUGCUAAAGGGUGGCUUUCAGUGUUAGUGGGACAUUUUAGUAAAUGAACUGGGACACUGUAUUCUCCUUAGAACUACAGUCGUGUCCCACUUCAAUCAAUAAGACUGUAGAAUUUGUAGAAGCUUGUAGAUAACACACUGUUUUCACAAUUUUGUGACAAUAAACAUUUACUAAACCCUCCCCAUGCCAUUGGAAAAUGAAUUGGGGGACAUUCCAAGCUUUUAGGAGUCUGCACAGCUUUAACUUGAUCCUGGAACACUACUAUCCCCCAAAUUCCCCUUUCAAAAUUAAUGUAGCCUCUUUCUAUAGUCUCUUUCUUUCAUGUCAUUGUGCUUCCUUUAUUUCCUUCCUACCCUUGUUUGUUAUUUUCCCUCUAAUUCCUUCCACCCUCAUCCUAUACUGUUUAUUUGCUAUAUAGUGUAUAACAUCGAUUCAGAGAUGCUAUGAACAACUUAAACAACAAAUUACAAUGUAUUUUAUAAUAUCUAAUGCCAGAAAUAUAUUUUAAUUAAUUAAAGAUCCUUUUUUAAGAUUCAUCAAACACCAAUCAGGGGAAGUGGGACAAUACUAUAAACCCGGUUUUCAUAAAAUAUAAUAACUGUUUACAUGAAUAAUUAUUAUAUUUUAAAACACUACCAAUAACAGUCUGUUUUAACACAACAAGCUAAAUUGUUUAUAAUUAAUUAUAAUUGACAGAAUUAUGCCUUUGUCAUUCUAGCGCAAGGUUUCAUAUGUAUGCCGGUUUUUCAUGAGUUUUAACAGGUCACCCCACCUAGGAAACCUGACCACACACACUACGAUGAUGUCACACUAACCAAAAACCAUUUUUUUCAAGCACAGAACACAUUCAGCAACAAACCAAAAAACAUGUAUUUUGAUUGGGUUACAAAAUUACCAUAGUACAGUAGGCCUACCUUAAAACACAAACGUACCACUUCGCCUAUAACCGAUUUGUCUAACUAAUACUGACGUCAUCCGAAAUUGACUGGGCCUCUGAAAAAAAAGCUCAGUGUUUCACAUCUUCCACAUAUGACAUUAAAGGCAGGAGACACCCAACGCCCACGUGUGUGUAACAGUAUGACAUUACAAUGGUCUCGUUUACAGCACAGACAGCCUACUUCACUUGAGCGCCUACAUCAUAAAGGAAGAACCGGCAGAAGACGCUUACGGUCUAUACAUUUCUCACAGGAAUAACCAGACUAUUACUGAAAACAAUGCAAGUGGCUUUAGCAAACAUUCUCAAUCUGUAUAUGAGUAAAACGCGUUGCCACAACUGAGAUGGUACUUGGCACCCGUUGUAACGAAGGUGGACAAAACGUCAAGGGCAAGAAUUUCUAAGGCGGGUAUAAAAAGGGAGCGCGCGCCUGUCACGGGCGCUCUCGCCCCAGAUUAAAUCCCACGGUUGUCCAAAGCGUUUUGAACCUUUCAAGAUUAGGGAGGGAGCAGACAUGGCCGACUCGCUAAGGAGGCUGGUGAACACAUCUUCCUUCAGCGUUCUACAGGACAAACUUGAAUCCUGGUACAAGGACUACCAUGUCAUCUCCUGUGAUCAGAAUCUCAACAGGUGCUGUGAAUUGGUAGAGCUCACCUCCAAGAUACAGGGUCAACUCUUCACCAUCCUCAACUUCACUGCUAGAGAGGGUGGUCACUAUGCAGGAGUGGAUGUGCUCAAAUCACGCCUGCUGCCCUGGUUGGGGACUUGUUUCUCCAUGGCAACCUCCUCUGUCACCAACGACACCAGCCUCAACCUCAUCCAGGAGUCCGUGGAGAAGGAGAGGAAGAUCAGAGAGCUGUCUGCCUCCCAUGAGAACGACAUGCAGAAGAUGGAGACUCAGCUGUGCUCCACUCACCUACAGCUGGACUCUGUCAAACAGGAACUGGCAGAUGCUCAUCUGCAGCUGGACAACACAAAAAAUAUGUCAGCCACAACUCUGCUGGCCACCGAGGAUGAGAUACUACAGCUGAAAGCAGAGUUGCGUGCGUCCCGUGAUCAGGUGGAGACCUAUAAGAGGAAGCUGGAUGUUCUGGAUGACUAUGAGAGACAGGUGCGUCUGCUGAGGGAUGAGGUGUCUUUCCUCACAGCAGAGAAGAGCAUGCUGCAGGAGAGGUUGGUGAGGAGUUGUUCCCCCAGCCCCCUGCCCAGACAGAGCCGCCCCUCCAGCCCUCUGAAGAGUGAGUCUCCCACCCGGGCCCAGCUCACCAAUUCGUCCCGCCACGCCAGGCUGGUGUCCCGCUUCAGUGACUUGUAUGCUGUGGAGCGCCUGGAGGCCCAGAGUCUGCUCCGACGCUACAUAGACGACCUGGAGAUGGUCCAGAGAAUCAUCUUCAUUGCCACUGUGGAGGCCUUCCAGGCAGCCAAGCUGGCCUACCGUCAAUUCAAGCUGCGAGUAAAGAAGACCCUGUCACCCUCCCAUCUGGGCCCGGAGACCCUGGAGGACUCGGUGGUGGACUAUAUCGUCAGGAACCUGGACCUCUACGACGUGCAGGCCAGUGUUAAUGACGUGAUCAACGCCAUGAAUGUAAACCCACGGAUCUCCUUCCCCCCGGAGGUGGACUUUGUCCUGAUCAACAGCUUCAUCCGGGAGACAUGCAGAGUGGCCUUCGCCAUGCAGACACUGGACUCUCCUCUGGACCUGGCUUUUACCAGCGGUGGAGAACUCUACAGCGACAACAAGUAUCGUCGUAGCUAUGACUCUGAGUUUACUGCUCCUCUGGUGGCGUACCAUGUGUGGCCAGCACUGGUGGAGGGGGACGGUGUCAUAGUGAAGGGAGAGGCAGUCACCAGGAGAGGAGCUCUGUGGAGGAGCAGAAGCAGGAGCUGCAGUCCUGUUCGCUCUGGCAGCCCCACACGCACUCUUGGGUUUAGUCGCAGCAGAAGCCCCUCUCCCGGACGUCUCUCCGCCAGUCGCCUGUAAACCCUAACUGACCACUGAGUUACAAAAGGAAAACAAAACAAGAUUUCAUGUUUGCAACAAAGACAGAUCUAUAGCUUUAAUGGACUGGAUCCUGUCGUUAUUUGUCAGUUGUGAUGACUUGAUGUUAAGUAGUUAGACUCCGUGUCAAUAUGGACAUUGGUCCAGGGUUUACAGUAUUCUGGAGAGAAGUUCCAUGUUACCAUUACAGUAUCCAGAGACUCUGGCAGCUGGUCCUUUCAGAACAAUCCUUUCAGGGUGCUGUAGCAGCACAUGACAAUGCUGUGUGUGUGUGUGUGUGUGUGUGUGUGUGUGUGUGUGUGUGUGUGUGUGUGUGUGUGUGUGUGCGCGCAUGUGUUUAAUCUAUGCCCAUUAUCUUAGUGAUUCUUAACUUUGCACUAUGCAAAACCAGGAUGAUUGUGUGGUUGACCAUAAUGUAACUUUUUAAGGACAUUUAGACCUGCACAGUAUCAUUUUCUGAGACUGUUGUAGUUUAGGUUUUAUCUUUAACCUCAAACCUUGAUAGACUCUGGGUUAUAAAGAAUAUAAUGAAUACAUUUUAAUGUAAUUUUAAUGUAAGUCUUAGCCUGAUUUUUUGUUGGUAGAUUUUUUGUUGUUGUAAGACACAUGGUGCUAAAGUUCAGUCAGAACUGUUCAACUCCACAAAAAACACGAGAGAUUGGUAUUGCUGAGAACAAUGAUUAAGCGUACAGUUUGUAAAGUCAUCCGUUCCAGUCCAUGUUUCUUUUUUUGGUGUUGUGAUAUUAGCUAGAUGUGUGGUUUAGAUGGAUUUGGAACAAUAGAAGGGAUUUAAAGUGAUACAAAACAUAUUCUGUAACUUCAAAUGGUUGACUUGAGAAAAUAUGCCUUUUUUUGUUAGUCCUAAUGAAGUUGCUUAUUAUCUACUGUACGCACAAGAUCCAAAAGCAACAUAUAACAUAUUUAGGAUAAUUGUUAGGCUGUAAUCAAUGAAAUGUGGAGCCUAACUAUUUUUCACUAUUUUAAAUCAUUAUACAGUCUAAUCUUUCAUUUUGCAUUAAACAGUGUGUUAGUGUUGUGUAUGCAAAACGUGGUGAUAAACCCCAAAAACUUGGACUCAAAUAUAUAUAAUGUAAUUUUGCUGUUCUUGUUACAGAAUACAAAAAACUAAAUUAUUUCCAGAGAGAUUGUGCCUUUUUAAAGAUUAAAUCAAAUCAGAAAAAAGGUUACUAUCAAUUUCUUGUGAUAAUGAAGGCUAAUUUAAUUAUUGUCUUCCAUACCCUCAUCCACUGUCAGUACAUUUUUCCUGCAGAACAUGCUGAAUUCUAGUCAGUUAUUAUGAUCGUGUUGUACUAGUAUGUAGGCUAUAAAUAUACUGUGUAGGUUAUGUGUACUUUGUAGUCUAUGAAUGUAGGCUAUGAAUGUAGGCUAUGAAUGUAGUCUAUGAAUAUAGGCUAUGAAUGUAGUCUAUGAAUGUAGUCUAUGAAUGUAGGCUAUGAAUGUAGGCUAUGAAUGUAAGCUAUGAACAGGUCCAUUUGGG